AUGCGCUGGAACCUAUCUUCGGCAAAGACGCUGCCUCAGGCAUCCCCUCGCUCAUUUCGAUUCAGCAAGAGCUAUACAGGCGGUGUCCAGAGUAUUCUGGACCGUCAGACCGCAUGCGGAAAGCCCAUCGAUCUUGCCUGGCUGCUCGACGCCAGGCGCCAUCACGAUACUAUCACGAUCGACACCCUUGAAGUCGACUCGGCUCAGGACCUUUUAUUGCUUAUGCAGUAUGAACAGCCGACUGAUCACCCUGAAGCGAGGGGUAUCACGGUCUAUCCUGUCCAGCUAUCGCGAAGCGCAACAACUGCACAUGGGGUAUCUCAGACACAUCAUCUUGCACGCAAAGCCAGCAUCUUUGCGGAAUGGGAUGGCGACCGCCCUGCCGAGGGACAGCCCUCGUUGGAAGUAGAGCUGCACUUGUGCGGUGAUCACUUCGCGCUCUUCGUUCUCUAUACCGAAAGCCCACGCGUGUUGAUCUAUAAUUGGAAAACCGGCAAGGAAGUCGCUGCGGUCGACACCGACGCUCGCUAUUCUGACGCGACCUCAAAGAUGCUUGUCGAAGAUUUUCCACUCUGUCUGCAUCAGUUCACAUGGAUCACACCUCGAGUCUUCAUGCUUGGUAGCAUCCAACAACAGACUUGCGAAGAUGCAGUGGAUUGCCUAUACAUCUACGAACUGAGUGGUGACAAGGGAGAGCCCCUUUCGCGCAGCGUCAUGCUCGAACUUCCACGCUGGAAAUCUAAACUCGGCGAUCAGGCAGUGUACAAGGAACUCACCAUCCAGACCGGCUCGUGGAACGAGGAUAUCUAUCCCGGCGCCCUCUCUGGCAACGUGUUCCGGCGCGUCACCGUCGUGCAUGACGAGUGUAUGGGAAACAAGCCUGAACACGUAUACCAUAUCUUCUACGUCCUUCGCAACGAUCUUCUGCUUCAGACCCUUGCACAGCAUAAUCGACAGCAACUACCUUGGGAACAAUGGGGUUGGACGUGUGCGCGGGCUUUCGCCGAGGGAUCGAUCAGAAUGAACGCUUCAGUAGAUUUGGAAAUUCAGGUUUUUGGACCGCAGGUCAUGAUGACCCAAUCAAAGCACGCCCAGCAGACCAGAAAUGUCACAGUUCUGGACUUCGACCAAGCAGGUCUUGACCCGCGUCUAACUGGUCAUGUUAGGAUGCAGGGCAGUGCGACCAAUGUCGCUAUGUUCGAGAAUGAUUCAGUCUGGAGCGCUCUUCCGUAUCGUAGGAUCCCAAUCUAUGGGCCAAUCGGCAGCAAUGGAAAGCUGUUCCUGCGUGCUGAUGGGGUCUUGUACACGCGAUCGAACAGUGAUAACUGGUGGACAAAUGCCGUCGUCCUGCCAGCGCAGGUCGAGCUUCCUCCAGUAGCGUAUUCGACAGGAGCGGUACUUGAUCAGUAA
Molecule: messenger RNA, 1410 nt
Organism: Peniophora sp. CBMAI 1063
Lineage: Eukaryota; Fungi; Basidiomycota; Agaricomycetes; Russulales; Peniophoraceae
Source: the annotation of a GenBank genome assembly